Molecule: messenger RNA, 684 nt
Organism: Symbiodinium pilosum
Lineage: Eukaryota; Dinophyceae; Suessiales; Symbiodiniaceae
Source: the annotation of a GenBank genome assembly
AUGUCGCAACCAAAGAUUUCGCUGACGUACUUCAACAUAGAAGCUGCGGCUGAGAAAGUCCGCCUAGCGCUCGUCAUGACUGGUACAGAGUUCGAGGACAAGCGAGUGACUUUCGAGGAGUGGGGAGCCUUGAAGCCUACUACACCCUAUGGCCAGCUGCCACUGAUGACCGUUACAAAUCCAGACGGCUCAGUAAAGACGUUUGCACAGAGUGUGGCCAUGAUGCGAUGGGUGGCCCGCAAGUUUGACACGACAGACACGCUUUAUCCGGCAGACCCUGAUAAGAUGCUCGAGAUCGAGGAGGUCAUUGGCUUGUCUGAUGACAUGACAAAGGCAUGGCAGCCGUCCUUGUACAUGGGAAUGGGCCGUCAUGCGCAGUACGGACAUCCGGAGGAAUGGCCAGAAGCAAAAGAAACAGUGAAGAGAAUGCGGGAAACGUUCAUUGCAGAGGGGAUGCCGCGCUUCAUGGCUUUCUUCACAAAGAAGCUUGAGGCCACGGGAGCAUUCUUCUGCGGAGACAAGCCCACCAUUGCAGACUUGCAGAUCUUGGCGCAACUGCGAUAUUUCACCAAGGGUGUUGCAGACCAUGUCCCUGCAGACUGCCUGGCCCCUUACCCAGUUGUGACUGCCUGGAUGGACCGGAUGCACGCCAUUCCGCAGAUAAAGGCCUGGUACAAGCUCUAG